Messenger RNA from Zingiber officinale, 1555 nucleotides. RefSeq lists its product as uncharacterized. Lineage: Eukaryota; Viridiplantae; Streptophyta; Magnoliopsida; Zingiberales; Zingiberaceae. Bases 167 to 1312 code for a protein of 381 amino acids. The record is from RefSeq and is a predicted model, not a curated record. The transcript is spliced from 4 exons.
AUCUUGGCUUUCUAUUAAUGUGAACGCCGGCCAUGGCGUUUCCUCCCAUUUCUGGUAGCGAGACGCCCCCUCUUUCUCUCUCUCUCUCGCUUUGCCGCCAUCCUUCUACAGCUGCUGGCUUGUUUCUAGGAAGAAAGGAUAGCGGCAGGCUCUAAGAUCGCUCGCGAUGAAGUCCUCCGCCUCCUUCGGAGUCAAGGCGGCGGACUCCCUCACACGCCGGUGGGUUUCCCCGCUGCUAUUUGUCGGGGUUGUCGCUCUCUCGUUCACCUUGCUCUUCCGCGCUACGUCCCCUUCCGCGCCCUUCCCCGUUUCCCACCUUCGGGCCGAGCUAAGCAGCGCCCCUCCUAUCGCCGACGAGGAGCAAUCGGCCGCUUUCGCCGAGCCCACCGUCGUCGCUUCCGAUCCGCAGCCACAGGAAACGCAGGAGAUGAGGUUGGAGAGGGUUCUGAAGGCGGCGGCGACCGCCGACAACACGGUCAUAAUGACCUCGUUGAACGCGUUCUGGUCCACGCCGGGGUCUGUGCUGGACGUGUUCCUGGAGAGCUUCCGCAUCGGGGACGGGACGAGCGCGCUGCUGGACCACCUCGUGAUCGUCGCCGUGGACGACAAGGCGUACGAACGGUGCCUCGCCGUGCACCGCCACUGCUUCGAUUUCAAGGUCCAGGGGCUGGACUUCUCCGGCGAGAAGGUGUUCAACACGCCGGAGUACCUGGACAUGAUGUGGGCGCGGCUCGAUUUCCUGCGCCUGGUUCUAGAGAAAGGCUACAACUUCGUCUUUUCGGAUGUCGAUGUGAUGUGGUUCCGAAACCCCUUACCCUUCUUUUAUCCAGAUGGGGAUUUUCAGAUAUCUUGCGACAACUUCUUGGGCGAUCCUACCAACAUGAAGAACUGGCCGAACAAUGGGUUCAACUAUGCAAGAUCCAACUACAGAACCAUAGAAUUUUUCAAAUACUGGUACGCCUCGCGUGCCAGAUUUCCCAACGUCCAUGAGCAAAAUGUGCUUAACAUUAUCAAGUUCGAGCAGCAUGUCAGAGAUAUGGGUGUGCAAAUAAGGUUCCUCAGCACUGAACGCUUUGGAGGUAUCUGUGAGCCGAGUAGAGAUUUCAGCAAGGUCUGCACUAUGCAUGCAAACUGUUGUAUCGGCUUGAAGAAGAAGAUCGAUGAUCUGAGAGCCAUGCUUGAUGACUGGAGAAAGUUCAUGUCUUCGCCAUCGGAUCAAAGGAUAUCUAGAAACUUUGCGUGGAGUGUGCCUCAAAGUUGCAGAUUGCCACCAGGCUUCUUCAGCAAGAAGGAAAAGAAGCCACAACUCUAAACAUUUGUCUAUAGCAUUCAUUCUCUCAUUCUUUUCCUACAACAAGACGGCAGCAAUGCAAGCUUCCGCGAAGUUUAUGAUAAAGUAGGGUGAUUUUAUUCGGAAACUUCAUUACUUCUUUGCUCGACCGAUAUCGAACAUUGUUGUAACCAUUAGCAAUACUUGAAAUCCUUGUGCCAUAACCUUUGCUGCUUAAUUUACAAGUUGACAUUAUUUUGCUGAAAGAUGAAAGUUUUCAGUGUU